CUAUCACUGUGGAAUGUCCUCUGGAAGCCAUGGAUGCUCGCUCUUGGGCCAUUUCUCGUACAUUUGGCGCACACGCACUUGAUUCCAAGGGUCGUUGCAUCUCCGAGUGAGUGAGUCCAAGUGGCUGCCUGCCAGUGUGCAGCCAUGCCCUGAAGCUAUGUAGUAUGUAUGUGCUGUGCGGUGUUGUGCUUUGCAGCAUUGAUGUCUGUCCACCACGGUGUAGUUCACCUUCAGUUGGGUUGCGCGACACGGUGAGUGUGUGUACAGAAGCGGUGGUCUGGGUCCCGGCCAGCACCCGCAAGCCGCUUAACAUGACCAAGUCGGGCUUACGGGCUGCUCGAAGCAGCGUGGAGGCUCUCGCGGCGGGCUGCUACUCGCCGACUGAGGGAGCGGGCUGGCCAGGCCCCCCUGCAGGUGCGUCAAUGGGCGUUCCUCUUCACCGCAACCCACCGUGGCCGCCGUCUGCCCUCGCCCAUGUGCUCUGGUCGGGGCGCGCGAUCCAGGCGGACACGCAAACACACCACCCACCACGCCCGGCCGCGCUCGGUCCCCCUCCACGCUCUGUUAUUUUCCUAGCGCUGCUUUUCACCGUCUGUAUAGCGAAGCAUAGCAGAGCAGCGCAUAGCAGCUCCUCCAGCAAGGGGGGGCUCAGAGCAGCAGAAGCGUGGCUGUCACCGACACCCCCUGCCCUCUGCACCAUCCACCCAUCCCAUCCAUCCAUCCAUCCAUCCCUCAUACUGUACCAUGCCUGGUGCCAUGCCUGGGGGCCAGACUAUCCACUCUCUCACCCACCACUCACACUGGCCAGCCUGCGUGUAUAA
This is a messenger RNA of Periconia digitata, 821 nucleotides long. Lineage: Eukaryota; Fungi; Ascomycota; Dothideomycetes; Pleosporales; Periconiaceae. The record is from the annotation of a GenBank genome assembly.